Geosmithia morbida is the source of this 648-nucleotide messenger RNA. RefSeq names its product Mpv17 / PMP22 family. Gene Ontology annotation, cellular component: membrane; cytoplasm. The transcript has 3 exons. NCBI's taxonomy places the organism in Eukaryota, Fungi, Ascomycota, Sordariomycetes, Hypocreales, Bionectriaceae. The coding region runs from base 1 to 648 and encodes 215 amino acids. The record is from RefSeq and is a predicted model, not a curated record.
AUGCUCUCUCCCUUCGCUGCUGCCACACUGCAGGCCGGCGCCCUAUCGACCCUGAGCAACCUUUGUGCCCAGGUAAUUGAGGCCUACCAGGAGAAUCGUGGACUAUCCCUGGAUGUUCCCCAGCUCCUUCGCUUCGUGUGCCUCACAUUCAUCACAACUCCUCCCAACUUUGUGUGGCAGCAGUUCCUGGAGCGAUGGUACCCGGCAUACCCGACCGCUGCCACCCCGUCGUCGCGUCACCACAAGGACGACAUCGAGAUGGAGGCAGGUGACUGGACUACUACAGCUGACGGGCUUCUCGAGGGCGACCUAGGUUCUGGCGCCGCUGUGGCCACCGCUCAGAAGCCCAAGUUCUCGAUGCGCAACACGCUGGCAAAGUGGUUCAUUGACUGCAUGACGGUCGGCGCCAUCCUCAACACUCUGGCCUUUCUUGUCAUCAUGGGAGGGCUCAAGGGCCAAAGUGCAGACCAGGUUGCCACCAACAUUCGGACGGAGACCAUACCCAUCAUCGUCGCCGGAUACAAGAUAUGGCCCAUUGCUUCGAUAAUCAGCUUCUCGUUCAUCCCCGUCCACCGUCGCAUCGUGUUCCUGAGCUUCAUCGGCCUCCUCUGGGGGAUAUACAUGAGCCUUGUCGCGUCCAGGGUUUAG